UUUGAAAAUCCCAGCGGAUGUCGGAGGUUAGCUUCGUAGUGGCUCGUCCCUAACAGCUGGUUAGCUUAGUAGCUCUGAACCAGGACCGGGACCAGGACCCGAACCCGAACUAUGACGACUAUGGUGUACUCUGAAGUUAAAGUAAAACAAACAGUUUGAAGGAAUACAAAUAGAGUUAUUCAUUUCAGAACCGUGCUAACGGCUAGUUAGCCCUGCUAGCUAACAACAACAACAAUAACAACAGCAGGUAGAAUGGAACAAAACGCUCCGAAGCGACGCGACAACAAGAAGUCUCUGCGCGUGAAGGUGAUCAGCCUCGGGAACGCGGAGGUCGGGAAGAGCUGCAUCAUCAAACGUUACUGUGAGAAAAGGUUUGUUCCAAAGUAUUUGGCAACAAUCGGCAUCGACUACGGCGUAACCAAAGUUCAGGUUCGAGAUCGUGAAAUCAAAGUGAACAUCUUCGACAUGGCUGGCCACCCGUUCUUCUACGAAGUGCGUAACGAGUUCUACAAGGACAGCCAGGGCGUGCUCCUGGUGUACGACGUGGGCCUCCGGGAGAGCUUCGCCGCUCUGGACAGCUGGCUCGGGGAGAUGAAACAGGAAAUGGGUUCUCAGGCCAACAUGGAGAGCAUCGUGUUCAUCGUCUGCGCCAACAAGGUGGACCUGUUGAAGCGGCGGGUGGUGGACGAGGGGGAGGGGCGUCUGUGGGCGGAGUCUCGGGGCUUCCACUACUUCGAGACGUCGGCUCAGAGCGGAGAGGGCAUCAACGAGAUGUUCCAGGCGUUCUUCUCCUCCAUCACCGACAUGUGUGAGAACGGAGGGAAGCGCCCCGUGUCCGAGGUCAGCGUCGGCUUCACCAAGGAGCAAGCCGACACCAUCCGACGCAUCCGCAGCAGCAAGGACUCCUGGGACAUGCUGGGGGUGAAGCCUGGAGCCACGCGGGAGGAGGUGAACAAGGCGUACAGGAAGUUGGCGGUCCUGCUGCAUCCUGAUAAAUGCGUUGCCCCUGGCAGCGAAGACGCCUUCAAGGCGGUGGUGAACGCUCGCACUUCACUGCUGAAGAACAUUAAAUAAAUCAUUCUGAUUGGACCUCUUGGACAUGAACAGACCAAUCACACGCAGUCGCCUGAGCAGAGUUUGUUUAUUAAGGAGGCUCUUGGGUGCCAUGUUGUUGUUUACCAACGUAACCUUUUAUUAUUGCGAAAUAGCCUAAAUUCUGCCACAUUUUCAGAUUCAAAUAACAUUUCAGUGAAUUUAGAUUUAUAUAUAAAUUUAGAUUUGAAUCUGAAUUCUGAGAUCAAAGUCCAAAUUUUCAAAAUAAAAGUAAGAAAUUUAGAUUUAAAAAAGACCAGAUUCCAUUUCCAGGUGUGUUUGUGUGUCUGUUGUUUCCUGUUGAUGACAUCAUCAGGUCAAAGGUCAGUGUUUAACAAUGAUGAGCUGAAGUAUAACUCUAGCUUGUAUAUAAAUGGUACUUUUAUUCUGGAGAAAUUCCUCAAAACGUCACAUUUUAACGUCCGGUCACCAAAUAGAAGUGAGACGUCAACAAAAUGCAUGUUUGAUAUUUUUUAGAUUUCACAUGUGGCCAAACUCGCCAACUCUUCUUCCCAAACGAUGAUGAUGAUGAUGACUGGUUGAUGAAGCUAAGUAUGUUCCCUAAAUCUGUGUCCUCAAACUUCACUUUAAUGUCUUUUAUUUUACUAGUUUGUUUUCAUAAAGGUUUCUCACAUGUUGAGUUUAUAAUUAGUUCCCUAAAGUGUUCUCUUGUUCCUUAAAGUGAUUGAUCACAUCUGAAAUUAAUUCCCUCUUAUUCCUAUUUUAUUCUUCUCUUGUUUCCUUAAACUUUAAAUUGUUCCCUUAAACUUUAGAUUGCUCCUUUAAACUUUAAAUUGUUACCGUAAACUUUAAAUUGUUCCAUUAAACUUUGGAUUGUUCCCUCAUAAAACACA
Cyclopterus lumpus (lumpfish) is the source of this 1946-nucleotide messenger RNA. RefSeq names its product DnaJ (Hsp40) homolog, subfamily C, member 27 (gene dnajc27). The transcript has 7 exons. Bases 253 to 1074 code for a protein of 273 amino acids. Gene Ontology annotation, molecular function: GTPase activity; GTP binding. NCBI's taxonomy places the organism in Eukaryota, Metazoa, Chordata, Actinopteri, Perciformes, Cyclopteridae. The record is from RefSeq and is a predicted model, not a curated record.